AUGGGUCCGGCGGUAGGACGUCAUAAGCGCACCGCUUCGCCCGACACCCCCAAUUUCGCUCCCUUGUCCCUUGACUUGGGUUCUGAGUCAAGCAAGGGUACCGGUGGUUUGAACGCUGACGCCAGUAUCACAGCGACCUCGGGGACGGGCGUACAGGUAGGUUCCAUGCUGGUUGGUCAAGUCAGCGUCGCUGCCCCCGACCGCUGCAAACGCUAUCUCGGAAGUCUGGUCAGCUGCGCACUUGCCGGUUUAGCGAGGAACGGCACCAAUCCCCAGAGGGCCUGCGGGGCCAUUGAGUCCCAGGGUCGCCCUGCACAGUCUCUCAUCCUAUCCCCCUUACUGCGUAUUGUCUGUGUUGACAGACGGAGAGAGACUCGAGCCUCCCAAGUCCACUCUCUUCUGCGCUGGCACUUGGCCUGGAGACGUCUCACUGGCCUGAUGCAGUACGUGGCCGUGGCCGUGGCCUGCAUUGCUUCUCGUCAUGUCCGAUUGGAACAAACAUACAGAGGCGCUGGUGCCACGAGAAAAACGCUCAAUAGCAGCAGCACUGCGGCACAGCUUCUUACCAAGCACACCUGGGCAGCAAGAACCGUCUGUGUAGGAUCGCAGCCCAAAGACUAG
Molecule: messenger RNA, 621 nt
Organism: Colletotrichum navitas
Lineage: Eukaryota; Fungi; Ascomycota; Sordariomycetes; Glomerellales; Glomerellaceae
Exons: 3
Coding region: 1-621 (206 amino acids)
Source: RefSeq, a predicted model, not a curated record